UAGGUAGCAUGUUUGGCGCGGCGCUUUGCAGCGCUGACGUCACUCGCGACGGUCUCGCUGACCUCCUGGUCGGUGCGCCGGCGCAGCACCGCUGGGCACAGACUAUGACACCGGCGCUGUGCAGAUUUAUACUAAAUCGAUUAAUAUUUACGAUAAUAAGACAGUCGAGAUGGGCUUAAUAUUGACAGUUUGGGGAGUGAAGAGCGGCUCACGUUUCGGAACUACUUUGUCCACUAACGAUGUCAACGGCGACUCUUAUCCUGAAAUAAUUGUCAGCGCGCCAUUCGAAAAGUCAGGAGGAGUGUUAUACAUUCUGUGUGGAUACGCCAUACGUGAGACUAUCAAAAACAAACGAGAUACGGUAUCAGUGUCAGAACUGGCCAGAACACAAAGGAUCGAGAAGAGCAAGUCUUUUGGGUUUAGUUUACAGCCAGUUGCUGAUUAUAACGACAAUGGGAGCGAUGAACUUGCGGUUGGUGCUCCGGAAGAAUCCACCGUUACAAUGUAUAGUGGAAUCCGGGCCAUUACAGUAAAUGUCACUUCUGAAUUUACAGAUUAUGCGACAAAGACCAACACUGAAUUUGGCUUUGCUUCGUGCGUCACAAUUGACAAGCCUAAAGAACCUAAAGAAAUUAAAAUGCAGUUAUUGGUUAAAAAUGUAUUGACUGGCGAUAAGGCUGUUUUUAAAAGCAACGAAAACGGUAAAACGAAACAAAUGACAAACGUUAAAUUAUACGAGAUAUCUCCAACAGAUAAGCCUACACUUAUUAAUGGGACUAUGCACCGAUAUUGUCGGGAAUACCUUAUUACGAACUGUUUCUCCUGUAAGGUCAACACAACAGUCUCUUUGGCGGAGGAUAUUGAGACUUUGAAAGAGUUCAAAAACUCUUGGGUGACAAUAAGCCCGCAGAGUAGCCUGAGUAAAGUGACUCAGCCGCAGUGCAACUGUGGCGGAGUGCCUUGCAAGCCUGAAUACUCUGUGGAAAUGCUAUGGUCUGGAAAAAGUGGCAAAAUUCACCAAUACGUCGUCGGUUCAUCCGAUAUGGAGACAGUGACGAUCGUAGUAAGCAAUAAUGGUACGAUGGGGUGCGGUGCGUGCGUGAUCGUGCAUGUAAGCGGCACGCUUCUGCAUACUCUGCCUUGUGCGAAGGAAAAGGGGUAUUACAAGUGCGAGCUACCGUCGCCUUUUCGCACUGGUACCAAUAAAACUAUAGACGUUCAGCUCCAGACAAACACCCUGAACCUUGAAGAAAAGGGAGUUACAGUCGACGUGGAAGUGCGCAAGGAAUGCAGCAAACCGGACGGUGUGCAGUCCUCUCUGGCGCUCGGUUACGAUUUCAGAAAUGUACUCGAAAACGUUGCUAUUCACGGGUCUACUUUAAAUCGAGUAAUAUCUGACGCAGAAUUAGAAGAUCCAAAGGAAGAUAAGUUGUCAGUGGAACAAACCUAUACUAUUUAUAACAACCAGACAUUUCAAUGGAAGAAGGUGUUCGUAAUGAUAGACGGAAUGGACAACACGUAUAUAGAGAAAUCUUUGAUAAGGGUUAGCCAACCGAACAAAUGCUCAGGGAAAUUGAUAAACAUUUGGAAAUGUUCAAUUACAUUGCCAUCGAACUCUACGACGAUAAUAACGGUGUCUUCAACCAUUGUCAAAAAUAAGCUAGCGAUAUUCCUGAAGAAAGAUACCACAAAAAUAACAUCAAAACUGAAACUGCAGUUACUACCCGACGUAACUAAAGAUAAAUCAGUGACUACAGAAAUAACGCUGGAAGAAAAGCCGAAAAGCCCAAUGGGAACCAUUUUGAUCGCCAUCUUCGUGGCCUUGCUUCUGUUACUCAUCAUAGGAUUUAUACUUUACAAGUUGAACUUUUUUAAAAGGAAAACGAAGGAAGAGCUGGAAGUGCUGAAAAAUGAAAUGAGACGACAGAGUACGCGGGGUGGCACUCCAGUCGACAUCCCAACUCAACCAGCAGUGGAUCCAGCAGUAAGAGUACCAGAUCAUGACUUUGAUAUGGUGGACCUGAUAGUGGACGAGACUCCGUUGGCUAAGUCAUUGUCUUCCGAUCAGCUAAACUCUAUAGCGGCCAACCCGAACUCGGUGAAGUUAGAGGACUGUCCGAAAAAACAGGAUUUCGAUGAAAAAGAUGGCUUUACGCAUGUGCAUUAACUGCUAUACGUUUUUAAGUAAUAUACCAAUAUCAAUUUCGACGGUCGGACUAUUGGAUAGUGCCUGCUAAGUUGGUGGGCCUGAGUUCGACACCGUAGUAUAAGAUGUUGCGUCCCAAUAAACAAAAAUAAUAA
Molecule: messenger RNA, 2301 nt
Organism: Leguminivora glycinivorella
Lineage: Eukaryota; Metazoa; Arthropoda; Insecta; Lepidoptera; Tortricidae
Exons: 18
Coding region: 170-2167 (665 amino acids)
Biological process (GO): cell adhesion mediated by integrin; cell-matrix adhesion; integrin-mediated signaling pathway
Cellular component (GO): external side of plasma membrane; integrin complex
Molecular function (GO): integrin binding
Source: RefSeq, a predicted model, not a curated record